CCCUCCAACAUGGCUUCUUCUUUUUCCUAUGUUCCCACGCUUCCUUUUAUCAAACAGUUUCUUAAUAAUAAGUUGUUCUUUUUACUUCAUUCUGUCCUUAAAAUUCUAUUUUCUUAUUUUUUUACGUGAACCCCACUUGUAAUAACUCUAACCCAGAUCAAGAAUGAAGUUUUUUAAUGGAAUGUGUUUUAAUUUCUUCUUCGUUUUCUGUGUACUGGCAUCUGACUCAUUUUCCUUUGAUAAUUUUCAUCAAACGUUUCCUAUUGUAGAGCCUGAUCCUGGUCACACAAAACUUCGCCUUGUGAGAGAAGGACUAGAGGCAAUAGAAAGGAUAACAACGCCCAUUGCAGCUGUUGCUGUGAUUGGUCCAUAUCGUUCAGGAAAAUCGUUCCUCCUGAAUCAGCUCCUUUCCCUUUCUUGUAAUGAAGGUUUUGGUGUUGGGCAUAUGCGUGAUACUAAGACUAAAGGUAUAUGGAUUUGGGGUACUCCAAUAGAGUUGGACAUUGAUGGAGGAAAAACUUCUGUUUUCUACCUUGACACUGAAGGUUUUGAAAGUAUUGGAAAGUCAAAUGUGUAUGAUGACCGGAUUUUUUCCCUUGCAACUAUUCUGAGUUCUGUGCUUAUAUAUAAUCUACCUGAGACGAUCCGUGAAGCUGACAUAUCGCAACUGUCAUUUGCCGUUGAAAUUGCUGAAGAGUUCUAUGGAAGAGUUAAGGGGCAAGACGUUGCUUUCGAACCAGCAAAGCUCCUAUGGCUUAUCCAGCGUGAUUUUCUACAAGGAACAUCUGUGCAAGAAAUGGUCAACGAAGCUCUACGACGAGUCCCUAACAGUGAUGGUGAUGCAAAUAUUGAUAAGGUGAAUCAGAUUCGAGAUUCAUUAGCUGUAAUGGGUGACAAUAACACAGCCUUCAGCUUACCACAACCUCAUCUUCAUCGCACGAAGCUUUGUGACAUGAAGGAUGUUGAACUAGAUCCUGAUUAUGUCAAUAAGAGGGAGCAAUUGAAAGAAGUUGUUGCAUCUAUCAUUCGUCCAAAGAUUGUCCAGGGUAAAUUUCUCAACGGGAAGGAGUUCGUAUUGUUCUUUGAGCAGAUACUUGACGCCUUGAAUCAAGGAGAGAUUCCAUCUACAGGCUCCCUCGUGGAGGUUUUCAACAAGGGUAUUCUAGAGCGGUGUUUAAAACUGUACACCGAGCAGAUGGCUAUCAUAGUUUUACCAAUGCAAGGGGAGUCUUUGCAAAAAGCUCAUGGACAGCAGAGAGAUGCAGCAAUGGAAGUUUUUGGGGAACAACAUUUUGGUCGUCGCCAUGCAAGGAAAUCAGUCGAUCAAUUGGAAGCGGAGAUUGAAAAGGUGUAUAAGGAUAUCAGGUUGGCAAAUGAAUAUCAGUCCUCAAAGCUGUGUGAGGCUAUGUAUACUAGAUGCGAGGACAAAAUGGACGAACUUCAGGCCCUUAGACUUCCUUCAAUGGCAAAAUUCAACGCCAGCUUCCUCCAAUGCAACCAAAGUUUUGAAAGAGAAUGUGUUGGACCUUCUAACAGUUACUACCAACAGCGAAUGAUGAAGAUGUUGGGGAAGUCAAAAUCUUUAUUCAUUAAGGAAUAUAAUCAGAGACUGCUCAAGUGGCUGGUGGUUUUCUCACUGGUCAUGGUGGUGUUAGGGCGGUUCGUUAUAAAGUUCUUUUUGGUGGAGCUUGGUGCAUGGAUACUCUUUGUCUUCUUAGAAACAUAUACGAGGAUGUUUUGGUCCGACGACUGGCUUUACUUCAAUCCAGUCUGGAAUUCUUUCCUAGCAACUUGGGAAACACUUGUGUAUAAUCCUAUUCUUGAUCUGGACAGAUGGGCUAUUCCUAUAUGUGUGGUAGCUGCAAUAGUUGUGGUUAAUUGGCGAUGUUACAGGAGGAUGCGACAUGGUCCUAGGUGGUCGUUACCUGUGUACAGAAAUCAUAAAGAUCGGAGUAAUUGAAAUGGUUGCUAACUGCCAGUCCGAGGCAGAUCUAAGGCGCGUUUGCAGGUUCAAGUGUUCCCAGCUAUACUAUGUAUAUAUAAUGUAUUCAAAAAAAAAAAUUAUACAUAUAGCUAUACGGAUUGGCAGAAGACCUCAAACAGGUCAUGAACUUGUUGUAACUUGUAACACUUUUUAUUCUUACAAUACAUAUGCAGAGCUUCUACUUUCCUGAAAACUGUUUCAUUCAAAAAUCAGAUCGUGGAAAUCAUAAAAGGACAACUCAAUGCACCAAGUAUUUGUUAUGUUUGAAGUCCAGUAAAGGAACGAGUACACUGAAUCCGUUCUAGGUAGUCCAAAAUUUUGCAAAAGACUUUUCAGGGCUUGAAAACUGUCAAAUUCAGUGCUUGUCUUGUAGUGAAUUUAGCAAUUAGCAUUGAGCAUAUAACAUUUGAUGAUAUUGCACUAACUUUUGUAUUAUGUAUAUAUUUAUAUACUCUUCGAAAAUACAUUGAAUUCUUCAAAUUAAAACAAAAAGAAGAAAUACAAAAAAGCCUUCUGUACAAGAAAAGCUGAUCAAGCUAUACUUUCUCUAUAUAUCCCAUGGAUUGUUAUACAAAAAUGAAACCAUAGAGA
Molecule: messenger RNA, 2575 nt
Organism: Capsicum annuum
Lineage: Eukaryota; Viridiplantae; Streptophyta; Magnoliopsida; Solanales; Solanaceae
Product: guanylate-binding protein 5
Exons: 17
Coding region: 164-1960 (598 amino acids)
Molecular function (GO): GTP binding; GTPase activity
Source: RefSeq, a predicted model, not a curated record